AUGGGAAGCUGUGCAUCAAGGGCAGAGAGUCGUGUUUGUUUAUCAUCAAAGAAGAAAAACGGGAAGCAAAGAAGGAGAAGAGUAAUCUCAAAGCGUGUUUCUUCUCUUAAGGCUGAAAAACUCAAUGUUUCUGGCCAACCAGAUCGCUCUUACACUAAUCCUCCUUUUCAAGGAAGCAUUGAUGGUGCCUGGUCGGAUGCUAUUUCAGUGCUUGAAUCUGAAUUGGAUGAUGAAUUUUAUAGCGUACAUGAUGAUAUGAUAUCUGUUACCGAACCGGAAAAUGCGUCUGCAUUGGGUAUUUCAUCCCGGAGAGAUUUUAAUCACAAGGAUCAUAACGAUAGUGGGGAGGUAGUAACUAAUGACGGAUAUGUGCAUGCUCGGAUUCGUGAUCAAGUGACUCCUGUAUUCGCUGAUGAAGUUUCGAAUGUGAGUGUUGGAGGUCAAGCGGAGAAUCAUUCUGGAAUUCUUCCAAUUAAUUGCUUGCCUUGUCUUGCUUCAACUGUCGCUUCAAUCGACAAAAAAAGACCAUUAAGCCCAGGCACACCGAGUUCCAAGAGAAGGCCUUCUCUUAAACUUUCUUUUAAAUGGAGAGAAGGGAAUGUUAGUACUCCAACCCUAGUUUCGCCCAAGGCACUUGUGCAAAGACCUAUUGCUGGUUCCUCAAUUCCUCACUGCCCCACAGAAAAGAAGAUGCCUAAUUGUUGGUCACCCAUUGAGUCAAGUACUUUCAAAGUUCGUGGAAAGAACUAUUUUAGGGAUAAGAAGAAAGGUUGUGCUCCAAACUAUGCUGCAUUUUAUCCUUUCGGUGCAGACAUUUUCCUAUCUCCAAGGAAAAUUCAUCAUAUCGCUAGAUUUGUGGAACUUCCUCACAUCAACACAUCAGAUGAAGUUCCUGAUGUUCUUGUUGUAAACAUUCAGAUACCUCUGUAUCCUGCUACAAUAUUUCAAAGCGAAAAUGAUGGAGAAGGAAUGAGCUUGGUUAUGUAUUUUAAACUGUCCGAAAGUUACUCGAAAGAGCUUCCCCCUCAUUUUCAAGAGAAUAUCAGUAGGUUAAUUAAUGAUGAAGUGGAGAGGGUUAGAGGGUUCCCUCUAGAUACCAUUGCACCCUUUAGGGAAAGAUUAAAAAUAUUGGGCCGACUACAAAAUCUUGAUGAUCUUCAAUUAAGCGCUACUGAAAAGAAGCUUAUGAGUGCCUACAAUGAGAAACCUGUACUCUCACGUCCUCAACAUGAAUUCUAUUUGGGAGAAAAUUACUUUGAGAUUGAUUUGGAUAUGCAUAGAUUUAGCUACAUCUCUAGAAAAGGUCUUGAAUCAUUACAAGACAGGUUGAAGCUUUGUGUCUUGGAUUUUGGCCUGACAAUUCAGGGCCACAAGUCAGAAGACUUGCCAGAACAUUUGUUAUGUUGCAUACGCCUGAAUGAACUUGACUACACUAAGUACCGUCAACUGGGAAGUUGA
Messenger RNA from Dovyalis caffra, 1458 nucleotides. The record is from the annotation of a GenBank genome assembly. Lineage: Eukaryota; Viridiplantae; Streptophyta; Magnoliopsida; Malpighiales; Salicaceae.